This is a messenger RNA of Podarcis raffonei (Aeolian wall lizard), 3526 nucleotides long. Its product is annotated as claudin-34-like. Lineage: Eukaryota; Metazoa; Chordata; Lepidosauria; Squamata; Lacertidae. The record is from RefSeq and is a predicted model, not a curated record. Gene Ontology annotation, molecular function: structural molecule activity. Gene Ontology annotation, biological process: bicellular tight junction assembly; cell adhesion. The transcript is spliced from 2 exons. Gene Ontology annotation, cellular component: bicellular tight junction; plasma membrane. The coding region runs from base 2260 to 3255 and encodes 331 amino acids.
GGGAAGUGUUUCAAGGUACCAAAUGGCUUUUAAGUGGAUGUUGGGCGUGUAACGUCAGCUGUCAUGCGUUCCCCAUCCACUGGAUGUCAGGAUUUCCUAACAAAAACCUCCAAAACAAAGCCACGCUCCUUUCUACCCCCUAAAAAAAGACCAUCAACUGGAGAAAAUGUGGUUUAUCUGCUGGUAUGAUUGGUACAAGCUGAAGCGGGUGUCAGAAUUGUAGGCGAGAGAAUUGUAGAACGGAAGAGUUGGAAGGGACCCCAUGGGUCAUCUAGUCCAACCCCCAGGAAUGAGGGAACCAAGAAGGGUCAGAAGUGAGAGAAUGGACCCAAUAUUUGUCAGAAUGGACCCAAUAAUAAUAGGAAAUAUGCUUUUUUAAAGAAUAGAUUUGAAUGCCAGCUUAUUCAUUCCAUGCACAUUUUUGAAAGGGGGGUGGGUGGGUGGAAAGAGUGAAUUCAUCACCAGGGGGCUUCCAAGUCCUGGCAAUUCACUCCUUGCAUUUAUUUAAUAUUUGAAGAUCCCUUCUUGCUUCAACUUUGGUUUUGGGGACUUUUAUUUUUUAUACAAGAUAAAAACACAAAUAAAUAAGACAACCAUAAUGAUUUAGUUAGACCCUGCCCAUCCGGCUGGGUUUCCCCCUCUUUUAAUUCUAAUAGAGCAUUAGAGUUCUGGUAUAAAAGAGGGAAGAUAAGUUGCAGCUAAGGGUGGAAAAGAAAAAAAAAACAUUCUAGGAAAUGGGAUGGGAAGCAGAUAAUAGAAAAGGGGGGGGGGACUUACUAUGUAACGAAUCCUGAUGUGCAAUUUGUGGAAUUUCAACAACAACAACACAACAAAAUACUUAAUAAAAACAAGAACAGAAAGAAAGUAAACCAAUCCCUAUCCCUAAUUAGGUAUUAUCUAGAUAAAAAGCAAGAACUAAAGGACACAACUAAUUCAAACCCAUUCAUUCCAAUAGGCUUACUCUGAGUAGAAUCUCACUGCAUUGUCACUACAACUCCUUGCAUUACAGUGUUUGGGUAAUUUUAAAAAAGAGAGACACAUUUGUUCUGAAAUCCACUGAGGAGGCAUGUGUUGUUGUUAUUUUAAGAACCCAACUCAUAAUCUUUGUUUCUUUUAAUUUUUGCCAUCCCAUAUAUUCUUGCCUUGCGCAAUUAACUUAUCCUCCCAUCUAUUUUCAUUAUAUAAAAAUAAAUUAUCUCCUUAAUCUCAUAAAUUCCAAUUAUGGUUGGUUGGUUAGUUAGUUAGUUAGUUCUUCAUGGAAAUCUUGAAGCUGUGUGCAGGAGGAAGUUGGGUGGGAAAAGGAAUGAGGCUCCUUUAAAUGGAGAGAGAGAGAGAGAGAGAGAGAGAGAGAGAGAAGGAGAACUGUCUCCAAAGAACCAAAAAUGUCACUUUUGUCAUGGGCAUUUUUCUUUUUGCACAACAAGGGAGAGAAAGGGAACAAUUACAAUCUCAGAGCCUGAGAAUAUGGGGCAUCUGUGUCCCUCCAGGCUGUUAUAGACUGCAAUGGGGGGGAAGUGUGGUUUAGUGGUUAGAGCAGUGGACUGGGACUGGAGGUUUCGGAUCAUGCCCCACAGCCAGGCCAUGUUCCUCUGGCCUCAUGAGGAGCCUCUUUUGUGGGGCUAGCGAGUCGGGGCCUAGGUCACGUGGAAAGGGUCUUGCAGGGUGCGGCCUUCAUACCCCACAGCCAGGCAAAUUUAUUUCAUACCACACCAUAUGGCAGCCAUUUUGUCUUUUGCUAUGUUCUCAUUGGUAGCCAAUUGGUGGACUGGCCCAUGUAGCACUUUCCCAAAAUUGGUCUGGCUCCGUAUAAGGCAGCUUCCUCUGUUCUUAUCAUAUGAAAUAACCCACUUUGUAUAUUAAUAGGAGCACAGGAUGUUCUGCAUUUAUAUCCUAAGGGGUGGGGCGAAUCUCAUGAGCGAUAUGUCCAAAUGUGUUUUUAUGCUUGGGGGGCUGCUGUGUCGCUUGUUCCUGAACCUUUUCUUCCUUCCAAAUGCCCAGAAGAUCCAUUGCACACCUUGACUUGCAUGGAACCUCCUCUCUCUUAUUUUCUCAGGGAACCAGAGUGGGAGAAGGAGGAAUGAAGGAAAACAGAAAUCCGGCCUGAGAACGGAGGUCCCUGUCAAGAGAAUGGCCAAGAUCUCCUCAGGUGAGGAUGAAAGGGGAGGCAGGGAAAAGCAAAGAGCCCCUGAAAACAUCCCCCCACUCGGGAAGAACUUGUCAGCCAAACCCCUGCACGGAAGUGUAUCUGCAUGAAGACGGAUGUCUGCCAAGGUCUCCCCUGCUCCCCUCCUCUCCAAACCCCCCAUGCGGGUGAAAGAAGGCUCCCUGGUGGUCAAGUGGCUGAGAUUAGUGUCCGGUCUCCAGUUGUGUGCAUUCCUGAUAGAUAUUGUGGCCUGGAUUAUGUGCAUUGCCUCAACAGCCGUUGUCAACUGGCGAGUGUGGCGUGUAGAAAACAUCAAGGGGAUUGGCUCUGGAAACAUCUGGGUUGGAAUCUGGCAGGUCUGCUUUUGGAAAGACCCUUCUAACGACGGCAACUCUUUUUGGCAUUGCGAAGAUCUCAAUGAGCAACAUCCAACCCUCCCGAGGGAAAUUUUUAUUGCACAGGACUUAAUGGCAUUAGCUGCCAUUAUGAAUUCAGCGGCCCUAGGAUUAAUUUCAUUUGCCUUGUAUAAUGUGUUCGAGCCCAGAAAACAUAAGAAUUUUGUGUUAACCUUUUUCAGGCUUUCAGCUUUUCUGAACUUAGUUGCAGGGAUACUCGUCCUGAUUUCCGUGAUAUGGAACAUGUCUGCCGUCUUACAUAAUGGAAAAAUUGUCUUCCCAGAAGCUUUUGAAUUGCCUCAAAUUCCCAGCGAGCAGCAUAUUGGACCUUCUAUUUAUCUAGGCUAUAUCGCUGCAGGUUUCCAGCUGCUGAGUGCAGCAUUGGUUGGGAUGGAGAGAUGUUGCGUCAAGACCACCGCAACAGAUAAAUGUCAAAUAGCAACUGUAAGGCUGAUCACCCCAAGAAGCGCGGCAAAAAGCGAGAGUCUAACUACUUGUUCAAAGUGUGGUUCUCUGCUGGAUCUCGUAAUUGAAGAGAAAUCCACAGAUGAGAUGGAGGAAAGCCAUGCGGAAGAUUUUGUCAUUCCAGAGGAAUCCUGCGAAGAGGAGAUGGAGGAAAGCCAUACACCCCAAAGCUCACCUGAAGGACAUCAAAGCCCACCUGAUGUCCCCAAACAUACAAUUAUAUAUGUGAUUCCCUACAACAGGGAGUGGUAAACUAUCAGAUCCAGAUCCACACAGAUCGCUCCAUACACGGAUGGAUCUGCGUGGAUCAGGAUCUAAUAGUUUUGUUUUGGGACUUCAGGUGGGCUUUGAUGUCCUUCAGGUGAGGAGGCCCUUUUUUAUGACUAGCAGUUAUUUAUUUAUUUAUUAAAGAUUUUGUUGAUUUACAAAAGUGUGCAAUGUCUCUCUCUCUCAUUUAUUUUCCCCCAUGUAACAUUUUUACAAAUCAUUUUCAUUUGUUGAGACAUUAGGAAGAAAAGGGGAA